AUCCUCCCUCCUUCGAUUUCACGCGGAUUUCUUCUUCUCUCCAUUUCCUCUUCUCCAGGUUCUCCUGCUCCUAAACCCAUCCAAAACCCUAGCAAGAGGAAGAGGCAGCAGCAGCCAUGGCGCCCAGCUCCCCGUCCUCCGCCGCCGCGCCCACGCGUACCUCCACGCGUAAGCGCGCCGCCUCCGCCUCCGCCUCCGCCAAGGCCACCGACGAGCCCUCCACCAAGCGCACCCGCAGGCCCAAGGCGGAGACCAAGCCCAGGAAGAAGAAGGACGAGGUAAAGGAGGAGGAGAAGCCGCCCAUGGAGGACGACGCCUGCGGGGAGGAGCCGGAUGCGGAGGAGAUGGCCUUGGGGGAGGAAGCCGAGGCCGAGGAGGCGGAGGCGGAGCAGAAGCAGCUGGACGCCCCCGCCCCCGGUGUGGCGAGGAAGCGGGUGGCGCAGCCCAGCAGGGUCCGACACGGCAGCGACGGCGACCACGACCCGGAGUUCGUCGGCGACCCCUUCCCCGCCAAGGAGGCGCGCGACAAGUGGCCGCAGCGCUACCAGCGCAACGCCGCCACCAGGAGGCCCGAUGAGGAGGAGGACAUCAAGGCGCGCUGCCACUACAGCUCCGCCAAGGUCGAUGGCACGCUCUACUGCCUCCACGACGACGUCUAUGUCAAGGCUGAGGAAGAUAAGGCCGACUACAUCGGUAGAAUUACUGAGUUCUUUGAGGGGACUGACCACUGCCACUAUUUUACCUGCCGUUGGUUCUUUCGGGCGGAGGAUACGGUCAUCUCAUCCAUAAUGAUGGAGAAUGCUGAUGAUGAAAAGCAUGAUCUCAAGCGUGUUUUUCUUUCUGAAGAAAAGAAUGACAAUGUGCUUGAUUGCAUCAUUUCAAAGGUUAAAAUCGUGUAUAUUGAUCCAAAUAUGGAAUCAGAAGCCAAAGCUCGACGGUUGGCUGAUUGUGAUCUGUACUAUGACAUGUCGUACACCGUUGCUUAUUCAACAUUUGCUAAUAUCCCACUUGAAAAUGGAGCAUCAGGCAGUGACACUGCAUCAGAUAUUUCUUCUGAUGAUGUGGAUUCUUCCAAAGGCAAAGUUGUCUCUGAUUCAGAGGCAUCUUCAGUGGGAAAGGCUACACUCCUUGAUCUGUACUCUGGUUGUGGCGGUAUGUCUACUGGGCUCUGUUUGGGUGCGGCACUUGCUGGACUCAAUCUUGAAACGCGAUGGGCUGUUGAUUUCAAUAGUUUUGCGUGCGAGAGUCUCAAGUAUAAUCAUCCAAGAACUGAGGUCCGGAAUGAAAAGGCGGAUGAGUUUCUUGCUCUUCUUAAGGGAUGGCAUAGCCUUUGUGAUGAAUAUGUCAAGAAAGAUAUUGAUUUCAGUUCAGCUGGUGCCUCAGAGAACGAAGAGGAUGAUGAUGAGCCUCUUGAAAAGGAUGAGUUUGUUGUGGAGAAACUAGCUGGAAUCUGCUACGGUGGCAGUGGUAGAGAAGAUGGCCUCUAUUUCAAGGUACAAUGGAAAGGCUAUGGCCGUGAAGAGGACACUUGGGAGCCUAUUGAGAACCUCAGGGAUUGCCCAUUGAAAAUUAAAGAAUUUGUGCAAGAAGGAUACAGGAGAAAAAUCUUGCCUCUUCCGGGUGAUGUUGAUGUCAUUUGUGGUGGGCCACCAUGCCAAGGAAUAAGUGGUUUCAAUCGGUUCAGAAACCGCAAAGAGCCACUAAAAGACGAGAAAAACAAACAGAUGGUGACAUUCAUGGAUAUUGUGGCAUACCUGAAGCCUAAGUAUGUCCUGAUGGAAAAUGUUGUAGACAUACUGAAGUUUGCAGAUGGUUACCUUGGACGUUAUGCCUUGAGCCGUCUGGUGGCUAUGAAGUACCAAGCACGACUUGGAAUGAUGGUUGCAGGUUGUUAUGGCUUGCCACAAUUUAGGAUGCGUGUGUUCCUCUGGGGAGCUCUUCCUACCAUGGUGCUGCCAAAGUAUCCGCUUCCCACUCAUAAUGUUGUUGUCCGUGGUGGUGCCCCAAAUGCUUUUUCUCAAAGUAUUGUUGCAUACGAUGAAACACAGAAGCCAACAUUGAAAAAUGCACUGCUGCUUGGCGAUGCAAUUUCGGAUUUGCCAGAGGUAAACAACCAUCAGCCUAAUGAAGUGAUGGAAUAUGGUUCUUCCCCCAAAACAGAAUUCCAGCGCUAUAUCCGGCUUAGCCGUAAAGAAAUGCUGGAUAGUUCUUUUGAAGGGAAGGAUGGUCCAGAUCUAGGCAAGCUUUUGGAUCACCAGCCCUUAAAGCUAAAUAAGGAUGACCAUGAGCGUGUGCAGCAAAUUCCAGUAAAGAAGGGAGCCAACUUCCGGGACCUGAAGGGUGUCAGGGUUGGGGCAAACAACAUCGUGGAGUGGGAUCCAGACGUUCCCCGUGUAUAUUUAUCUUCUGGCAAGCCUUUGGUUCCUGACUACGCGAUGUCUUUCAUCAAAGGGAGAUCACUGAAGCCAUUUGGGCGCUUGUGGUGGGAUGAGACGGUUCCUACAGUUGUGACCCGAGCAGAGCCACACAACCAGAUUAUAUUGCAUCCGAAUCAGGCGAGAGUUCUGACCGUAAGGGAGAAUGCAAGGUUGCAGGGGUUCCCAGACUACUACAAGAUGUUUGGCCCUAUCAAAGAGAAGUAUAUACAAGUUGGCAAUGCAGUUGCUGUACCUGUUGCUCGUGCAUUGGGUUACUCCCUUGGGCUUGCAUACCAGCGUGAGUCGGAGGGGAGCAGCCCUCUGUUCGUCCUGCCAGACAGCUUCACGGAAGUCGGGCGACAGGCGGCGCCGGCAAGAGCAUCCUCUGUUGGUAUCCCUGUUGGCGAGGUUGUUGAGCAAUAGAACACUUGGGUAGAGUAGAGUCAUUAUUUGGUUCGAUUCGAACCGAUCCGGGAGAAUGUUGUUUAAAAUCACUGAUCAGCCACCUUGGUGCUGUCAUGUGAUCACCAUCAAUGUUAUUAUUGAUUGAUUGAAUGUUGUAAGGCUGGUGGCACUCCUGCUUGAGUGCUUGUUGUACUUGUAGCAUAAGGUCCAAAACAUUCAUUCAUAUCCUUCUAUGGGCUAUCUUAUGUCUGUAUCCUGAUAGAUUGUUUGUGUUCAAUCAUCAUCUCACAUUGUAUAGGCUGCCCCUGAUAUCAUUGUUGCAUCAACCUUGUGCUUUUUUGGGGCUUAUUUGUUAGUCCCUCAAUCUGAACUAGUAAAGUUGAAGUUUGGAUGUUGAAA
This is a messenger RNA of Oryza sativa Japonica Group (Japanese rice), 3221 nucleotides long. The record is from RefSeq and is a predicted model, not a curated record. NCBI's taxonomy places the organism in Eukaryota, Viridiplantae, Streptophyta, Magnoliopsida, Poales, Poaceae.